This is a messenger RNA of Alternaria conjuncta, 1575 nucleotides long. RefSeq lists its product as uncharacterized. Gene Ontology annotation, cellular component: membrane. Gene Ontology annotation, molecular function: transmembrane transporter activity. Bases 1 to 1575 code for a protein of 524 amino acids. The transcript has 4 exons. Gene Ontology annotation, biological process: transmembrane transport. NCBI's taxonomy places the organism in Eukaryota, Fungi, Ascomycota, Dothideomycetes, Pleosporales, Pleosporaceae. The record is from RefSeq and is a predicted model, not a curated record.
AUGUUGUACGUUUCCGAGGUCGUGCCGUCAACACUUUCAUCUGACGAGAGGCAACUCAACAUGGCUAGCACGCAGCCCAACGACGAAACUGCCGGUGUCGCCAACAGGACCGGCGAGUUCGAUACCAACGUUAUCGCGCCUGCUGAAGCUCCCAAGAGGUCGCCAUGGAAGGCUUGGAUGUACCUCUGGGAAUGGUAUCCUAAGCACUACCCUGAGGAGGAGAGGAAGUUGCUGAGGAAGAUGGACGCUUGUCUGCUGACAUUCUGUUCCUUCAUGUUUUUCCUCAAGUGGCUAGACUCUUCGAACAUCAAGAACGCCUAUGUGUCAGGCAUGAAGGAAGAGCUUAGUCUCUACGGCAAUGAGUACUCGUUAUUCGACACCUUCUACAACGUCGGGUAUCUCGUAUUCCAGGUCCCAUCUUUACUCCUUUUAUCCCGACCGCAGAUUGCCAAGUACUAUCUGCCGACCAUGGAAGUGCUGUGGUCCAUCGUGACUUUCUGCCAGAGUCAAAUGCGCAGCCGAAACGACAUCUACGGUACUCGAUUUCUGCUCGGUCUGCUUGAGACGCCUGUAGCAUCUGGUACCACAUAUGUACUUGGCUCUUGGUACAGGCCUGAGGAGGUCUUCAAAAGGACGGGAGUGUGGUAUGUCUCCAACAACAUUGCUGUGAUGUUUGGUGGAUAUCUACAAGCUGCGGCCUACAACAACCUCAACGGUGUCGGUGGCAUGUCGGGUUGGAGAUGGCUGUUUAUUAUAGACGGAGUAAUCUCUCUCCCUAUUGCUCUUGCGGGCUUCCUCAUCUUCCCGGGUCUACCAAGUAGCGCUAAGCCGUGGUGGCUUACACCAAAAGAGCAUGCGCUGGCUCGCUCACGCAUGGUUAACGCCGGUGUCGCACCAAGCAAAGAGCUUAGUUGGACGGUCGCAAAGCGCACAUUCAUGCGCUGGGAGUUCUACAUGGGCAUGGCAAUCUGGCUUAAAGACCUUGCUGCCAAAUACCCCGGCGCCUACACCAUUCCUCAAAUCAACACUAUCCCAACUGGUGCCCAAGGUGUCUCCGUCUUCGCCGCGCUCCUCGCCACCUCCCUCUGUAUGGUCUACCCGCUCUGGUCCAUCUUCUCGAUCGUCCAGACUAUCUACAUCGUCGCCAACAUCUCUCUUCUGGUCUGGAACAUCCCUAAGGGCUACCACUUCGCCUGCUACUACCUGCUCGGUGUAUCAGCUGCUGUGACGCCCAUUCUCAUGCCAUUCAUCAACAUGGCUCUACGUGACGACGCAGAAGCACGCGCUGUCACUGUUGGUGCUAUGUUGACAGCUGGUUGGGCUGUUUUCUCCUUCUACCCCAUCACAGUAUUCCCUAUCGUCGAGGGUCCGAAAUGGACCAAGGGCUAUGCAGUGAAUAUCUGCUUCAUCGUAGGAUGCUGGAGUUCAUUCUUGGUCAUGCAGUAUCUCUACAAGAAGAGCGAGAAUAAGAAGCAGAACAUGAUGAUUAGGGACGUGGCUAAGGAUCAGGAAGACAUGGCUGGGCUAGACAUCAAGGACGCAGCGGAGGUCGAACACGCAGAGGUCAGAAAGUGA